This is a messenger RNA of Tricharina praecox, 1563 nucleotides long. Its product is annotated as serine/threonine-protein phosphatase 4 catalytic subunit. NCBI's taxonomy places the organism in Eukaryota, Fungi, Ascomycota, Pezizomycetes, Pezizales, Pyronemataceae. Gene Ontology annotation, cellular component: FAR/SIP/STRIPAK complex. Gene Ontology annotation, biological process: peptidyl-serine dephosphorylation. Gene Ontology annotation, molecular function: protein serine/threonine phosphatase activity. The coding region runs from base 383 to 1336 and encodes 317 amino acids. The record is from RefSeq and is a predicted model, not a curated record. The transcript is spliced from 3 exons.
GUUGUCGUGUUCCGUUUGUACCUGCCGAGUGCCUGCCGAGUGCCUGCUCGCGGUGGUUGCACAUAGAAAUUCAGCCCGAACCAUCGCAUCUUCUCCAGACCUCCGUCCAGCUUCAACACAUUUCCAACCAAACAUUCGCCUUCCCGCUUCCAAAUGUUCCACUCCCGCGCCUGCUUCUGAUCUUCCAGAUGCCAUAUCCGCGCCCUUCUUUCCCGCCGCUGCCGUUCCGUAAUCAGUCACACGCCUUCCAUCAUCGUCUGCCGCCUAGCCCACUGCCGAAGCCAUCCACCAUACCCGCAUUCUCGAACAGACCAAUACACCAGCUUCCAUCACCUCCGUCGCUCCUCCACACUCCCCCGCCGCCGCCGCAGUCCGUGACACAAUGCCCGGACUACCUACAUCCAUCGACCUGGACGAGUGCAUCGAGCGCCUCUACAAGAAAGAGCUACUCGCGGAAUCGGUGAUCGAGGCAGUAUGCAACAAACUGAAGGAACAACUCAUGUACGAGUCGAACGUGGUGCACAUCCUCGCGCCCGUCACCGUCGUGGGCGACAUCCACGGCCAGUUCUUCGACAUGCUCGAGAUCUUCAAGAUUGGCGGGUUCUGUCCAGACACCAACUAUCUCUUCCUCGGCGACUACGUCGAUAGAGGCCUGUUUUCGGUCGAGACGAUUUCGCUGCUGGUCUGCCUCAAGUUGAGGUAUCCGUCGCGUGUGCAUCUUAUCCGGGGGAACCACGAGAGCAGAGGUGUGACGCAAAGCUACGGGUUCUAUACGGAGUGUAGUCGGAAAUAUGGGAACGCCAAUGUGUGGCACCACUUUACGGACAUGUUCGACUAUCUCACGCUGAGCGUGGUGAUUAAUGACGACAUUUUCUGCGUUCACGGAGGCCUCUCCCCUUCGAUCCACUCGAUAGACCAAAUCAAGAUAAUCGACCGCUUCCGCGAGAUCCCACACGAAGGGCCGAUGGCCGACUUGGUCUGGUCCGACCCUGACCCCGAACGCGACGAGUUUACGCUGUCCCCACGAGGCGCGGGCUACACUUUCGGUGCACAGGUUGUCAAAAAGUUCCUCGAGGUCAACAAGCAAUCACACAUCCUCCGUGCGCACCAGCUGUGCCAAGAGGGGUACCAGGUACUCUACGACGAUAGGUUGUCGACCGUGUGGUCUGCACCAAACUAUUGCUACCGCUGUGGAAACAUGGCAAGUGUCCUAGAGGUUAGUGAUACAGGAGAGCGGUAUUUCAACGUGUUCGAGGCCGCGCCGGAAAAUGCGGAGCAUAGAGACGCGGCGACGGCGCAGCAGGAUAAGGGCGUUAUUGUGGAGUACUUCUUGUAAGAAAGCUGCAGGCGGAUGGUGUAGAUCUGGUUUGGAUUUAUGUACUUGUUUGGUUGCUGUUGACUGGAGUUUGUUCAAGAUGGGUGCUGUUUGUUUGCUCGCCACUGUUUCUCUUUGGCGGUCGUGGUGGUUCUGUGGGCGGCGAGUUUGUGGAUAUAGAUACUUACAUACAUGUUUUCACGAUAAACUUAAAGGACAUAAUGAAUGGCAAUAGAUGUUUCACAGUC